AUGGGUACAUCAGUGCAGGUAACGCCACUGUGUGGAGUGUACAAUGAGAACCCUCUCUCGUAUUUGGUCUCCAUUGAUGGCUUCAACUUCCUCGUCGACUGUGGCUGGAACGACCACUUCGACCCUUCCCUCCUCCAACCCCUCUCCAGGGUAGCAUCAACCAUUGAUGCCGUCUUGCUUUCACAUGCUGAUACACUUCACCUUGGUGCCCUUCCUUAUGCUAUGAAGCAGCUUGGACUCUCUGCCCCUGUUUAUUCAACUGAGCCUGUCUACAGAUUGGGCCUUCUCACUAUGUAUGAUCAGUACCUCUCAAGAAAGCAAGUGUCGGAGUUUGAUCUGUUCACGCUGGAUGAUAUUGAUUCUGCUUUCCAGAGUGUAACGAGGCUAACCUAUUCUCAGAAUCAUCAUCUCUCAGGCAAGGGAGAAGGAAUUGUGAUUGCACCUCAUGUUGCUGGACACCUUUUGGGCGGUACUGUUUGGAAAAUUACAAAGGAUGGUGAGGAUGUCAUAUAUGCUGUUGAUUUUAAUCAUAGGAAAGAAAGGCAUUUGAAUGGAACUGCUCUAGGUUCUUUUGUGCGGCCAGCUGUUCUAAUAACUGAUGCUUACAAUGCUUUAAACAAUCAGCCUUACAGACGUCAAAAAGACAAAGAAUUUGGAGAUAUCUUAAAGAAGACUCUAAGGGCAGGUGGCAAUGUAUUACUACCUGUUGACACUGCUGGACGAGUGUUGGAACUUAUUCUGAUGUUGGAAUCGUACUGGGCCGAUGAAAACUUGAACUACCCUAUAUACUUUCUUACAUAUGUUGCAUCCAGCACAAUUGAUUAUGUGAAGAGUUUCCUUGAGUGGAUGAGUGAUUCCAUAGCAAAGUCUUUCGAAAAAACUCGUGAAAAUAUAUUUCUUUUAAAGUUUGUCACCCUUCUGAUUAACAAGACUGAGCUUGAGAAUGCUCCAGAGGGUCCAAAGGUUGUUCUAGCAUCCAUGGCAAGUUUAGAAGCAGGUUUUUCUCAUGAUAUAUUUGUUGAGUGGGCCAAUGAUUCAAAAAAUCUUGUGCUUUUUACUGAAAGAGGCCAGUUUGCAACACUAGCUCGUAUGCUCCAAGCUGAUCCUCCUCCAAAAGCUGUCAAAGUUGUUGUGUCCAAGCGUGUUCCUUUAGUUGGGGAAGAGCUCAUUGCUUAUGAAGAAGAGCAAAAUCGAAUAAAAAAAGAAGCUUUAAAAGCUAGUCUUUUGAAAGAGGAAGAAUUGAAAACAUCUCAUGGGUCUGAUAAUAAUACUAAUGAUCCAAUGGUCAUCGAUUCUGGCAAUAAUCAUGCACCGCCAGAAGUGCCUGGUCCUCGGGGUGGAGGAUACCGGGAUAUAUUUAUUGAUGGAUUUGUUCCCCCUUCCACGAGUGUUGCUCCAAUGUUUCCCUGUUAUGAGAAUACAUCAGAGUGGGAUGAUUUUGGUGAGGUCAUAAAUCCAGAUGAUUAUGUAAUUAAGGAUGAAGACAUGGAUCAGACAGCAAUGCAUGGAGGUGGUGAUAUGAAUGGAAAACUUGAUGAAGGUGCUGCAAGUUUGAUACUUGAUACAAAGCCAUCAAAAGUCGUAGCUGAUGAAAGGACUGUGCAAGUUAAGUGUUCGUUGGUUUACAUGGAUUUUGAAGGACGUUCAGAUGGAAGAUCCAUUAAAAAUAUUCUAUCUCAUGUGGCUCCCUUGAAGCUGGUUUUGGUGCAUGGAUCAGCUGAAGCUACAGAGCAUCUGAAGCAGCACUGCCUAAAGCAUGUUUGUCCUCACGUUUAUGCUCCCCAAAUUGAUGAGACAAUUGAUGUUACCUCUGAUUUAUGUGCUUACAAGGUUCAACUAUCUGAGAAGCUAAUGAGUAAUGUACUCUUCAAAAAGUUGGGAGAUUAUGAAAUAGCUUGGGUUGAUGCGGUAGUAGGGAAAACAGAAAAUGACACGCUCUCUCUGCUCCCUGUUUCUGGAGCAGCUCCUCCACAUAAAUCUGUUCUUGUUGGUGAUUUGAAAUUGGCAGAUAUCAAACAGUUUCUCUCCAGCAAGGGUGUUCAGGUGGAAUUUGCUGGUGGAGCUUUACGUUGUGGUGAAUAUGUAACUCUUCGGAAAGUUGGGGAUGCAACUCAAAAGGCAAGUGACCUAAGAGAUCGGAUUGUUGUAAACAAGAAUUCACGGUCAGAAACGUAG
Messenger RNA from Sphenostylis stenocarpa, 2175 nucleotides. Lineage: Eukaryota; Viridiplantae; Streptophyta; Magnoliopsida; Fabales; Fabaceae. The record is from the annotation of a GenBank genome assembly.